ACGAUCAGUUGUUUUUCAUAUUUUAAGCCAAGUGGUAACUUCUUUUUAUAUCGUUUGGUGAAAGAAUCAGUUAUAAAUAACAACAAUGUAAAAAAACAAACAAAAUUUACUCACACAAGAUACCAAACUGUGAUAAACAAUAUCACUAACAUUUGAUAACGAUAAACUGAUAACAGUCUUUACCUUCACGAAAUUAAAGUCUCUGUGUUAGUUGUGCUUCAGUUGAAAGUGAUUCGUCGAUAAUUGCAGUUGAAACUCUCCAAUUUUUUUUUGUUAUCAAAGCGGAAGUGAACAAAAAUUCGUUCUUGGAAAAACUUUACAACAUUGAAUUAAAUUGAAGACUCAUAUGAAACGUAAAAAGAAAAUACUUCGAAUAAUGCUGAUAAAUUGAAUUGAAAUUAUGACGACACUAAAGUUUGUUUUACUUUUAAUUGUGGUGUUAACUUUCGUAACUGUGAAAGCGUCGAAUUACGAUGAUGAGAUGACCUAUGAACCAUCUGAUGACAUUUGUAAUAAAUGCAAUUGCACAAAUGUAAAUGGUACAUUAGAAGAUGGCGAGAGUGGAACGCUUUUCACUCUCGAUUGUUCCAUGAAAGAUUACGAGAGAAUAUUUGCAAAAUGGCCUGAAGAAAUGGGCGAUAAUCACACAGGUAUAGAACUUAUCUACAUCUUGUCUUUAAGCAAGAUACAAUUUCUUCAGCAACUUCCACCAACCGAUGCAACACUUUUCUUCACAUGUCGACAUUGUAAUAUAAUUAAAAUUGCAUCUCAUGCUUUCAUCAAUACGCCUAAUAUAAAAUUACUUGAUCUUUCUUUCAAUAAUAUUGAGUCACUGGAACUCUUCCCUGAAAUAUUCAAAGGUCCUUACAGUGAUGAACAAUUAGCUCCGAUUCAACUUCAAACGAUGGAUUUGAGUCAUAAUAAAAUCAGCUAUCUAGAGAAGAUUCUCUUCGAGCAUAUGCCAUACUUGAAGUCAUUGGACUUAUCAUAUAAUCCAAUUGACAUAAUGAAUGAACAAAGUCAACAAGCCUUAGCUUCAUUGCUACACCUUGAGAUUUUAGAUUUAAGUCACACGGGAAUUAUGGAACUUCCUGGCGCCAUCCUUGAGAACAAAGAAAAGUUAACAGAAAUUUUCUUGAAUGGAAAUAAAUUCUUGGAAAUUCCUGAAAGUCUUUCAGCAGUUGGUGAAUCUUUGGAGUACCUUCACCUAAGUGAUAAUCCUAUUGAAGAAAUCGAAGAAACAAGUUUAAUUGGUUUGUCGGAGCUUAAACAACUUAACAUUAGUGGACUUCUUCAGCUGACAGAAAUCAAAAAGAAUUCAUUGAAAUAUUUGACUUCACUUGAAGUUUUUCAUUGCUUUGGAAAUGUGAAAUUAACGAACUUUGACAUGGAAGACUUACGUGAAUUAAAGCAUUUGAAAGAACUUGAUAUCUCUAACAAUGCUUUGACAACUCUAAAUUUUGGUGUGAUCCUAGAAAAUGAGGAUGCAGAAAACUUGAACGAAACAAUGCAAGACAUAAUGGGGAAAUACGAAGAUCAAUUCAAAAUGCUUCGAGUUUUAAAAUUAGCUGGGAAUCCUUGGACAUGUGAUUGUGAUAUGAUGAAGUCUUUGUCAUUGUUUAAUCACAAUGCAAGUUAUUUCACGAAGAGUGUUAAUAAUGAUGACGCUCGUUGCAAGACUCCCUAUGAUUUAUCCUCGAAAUUAUUGUACGAUCUCCCAAUGGAUUACGUUUGUAUCACAUAUGCAAGACAAAAGUCCCAAAAAAUUCCUAUUUAUGAUCCACCUCAAUUCUUAAGACCGAAAUCAAUUAUGUUAACAGUAUUUUCCGUUGUUGGCGUUGUGGUCCUAGGAAUUAUAAUCGGUUUCACUAUUGUCUGCAUUAAGCGACGACUCAAGAGUAAUAAUGACCUCAGUUACUCAUCUAGUCCAAUCAGAUACACAACAGUAAGAGAUUCAACCAUCUCAAAUAUUGCAAAUGCACCUUAUAAUCCAUCGUAAGUGAUAAUGUUGAAUGAUUUUUAUUAUGUUCAAUGUAAGUUUCAUCAGUGUCGUUAAUAAAUAUUUGAAAACAUUUUAAAUUUUAAAGAUGAUGAUACUUAAAAUAUUAUAAUGAUUGUGAAUCAUUUAAUAGUUUAAUUAUGGGCUAGUCUAUGAACUCUGUACAAUUGUGAAGAAAAGUCUUAAAAAUAAAUGUUUUUUGAGUGUUAAAUAACAUCGAUCACUCAAUCAGCAUGUCUAAAAC
Molecule: messenger RNA, 2243 nt
Organism: Clunio marinus
Lineage: Eukaryota; Metazoa; Arthropoda; Insecta; Diptera; Chironomidae
Source: the annotation of a GenBank genome assembly